UUUUUCAUCACAUUCAAUUCCUUCUUUUUUUGGUCCACAUUUACAUUCUUAGCCAAAACAUAUCAUAUUGUUAUAUAUCCCUCUACCUCAAUUAUAAGCACUUGAGAAAAACAUAAAUUAUUUCCACUUUGUUUCAUUUUGAGUAUACAAACCAAUCAAGUCCUUAUAAAUUUUCCAAGAGUUAGUUACUUCAAUUUCAAUACUCAUGGAAGAUCACAAAAACCAAUCAGUUUCUUUUGAAUCACCUCAAGAAAGAAGAAAACUUCCAAAUUUUCUUCUAUCAGUGAGACUUAAAUAUGUGAAACUUGGUUACCAUUACUUAAUCUCAAAAGCUAUGUAUCUUUUACUCAUACCACUUUUUGGAGCAGCUUCAGCUCAUUUAUCAACUAUAUCAUACCAUGAUAUUAUUCAACUGUAUGAAAAUCUCAAAUUCAAUCUUGUAUCAGUAACACUAUGUACUAGUCUUAUGGUAUUUCUUGUGACACUUUACUUCAUGAGUCGUCCAAGAGGUGUAUACUUGGUUGAUUUUGCAUGUUACAAACCAAAACAAGAAUACACAUGUACUAGAGAAAUUUUCAUGAAUAGGUCUGAAUUAACAGGUACAUUUUCUGAUGAAAAUUUGGCUUUUCAAAAGAAAAUACUUGAGAGGUCUGGUUUAGGUCAAAAGACUUAUUUGCCCCCAGCAAUAUUGAGUGUUCCACCAAAUCCUUGUAUGGCUGAAGCAAGGAAAGAAGCUGAGGAAGUUAUGUUUGGUGCUAUUGAUGAGCUUUUGGAGAAAACUGGUGUUAAGGCUAAGGAUAUUGGGAUUUUGGUUGUGAAUUGUAGUUUGUUUAAUCCUACACCUUCUCUUUCUGCUAUGAUUGUGAAUCAUUAUAAGUUAAGAGGGAAUGUUCAAAGUUAUAAUCUUGGUGGUAUGGGUUGUAGUGCUGGACUUAUCUCUAUUGACCUUGCUAAGCAGCUCCUACAGGUUCAUCCAAACUCUUAUGCAUUAGUGGUGAGCAUGGAGAACAUCACACUCAACUGGUAUUUCGGCAAUGACAGAUCAAUGUUAGUAUCAAAUUGUCUGUUUAGAAUGGGAGGAUCAGCAAUUCUCCUCUCCAACAAAGCUUCUGACAGCAAAAGAGCUAAAUACCAACUGAUCCACACCGUCCGAACACAUAAAGGCGCGGACGACAGAUCAUAUGGUUGUGUCUUCCAAGAAGAAGAUGAGAAGAAAUCAAUUGGUGUAUCACUCUCAAAAGAUUUAAUGGCGGUUGCCGGAGAAGCACUGAAAACCAACAUCACAACACUUGGUCCAUUGGUACUUCCUAUGUCAGAACAGCUUCUGUUUUUCGCAACUUUGGUUGCAAGAAAAGCUUUCAAGAUGAAGAUAAAACCCUACAUUCCUGAUUUUAAAUUAGCUUUUGAGCAUUUUUGUAUUCAUGCUGGUGGAAGAGCUGUUUUGGAUGAAUUAGAGAAAAAUCUUGACCUUAGUGAUUGGCAUAUGGAACCAUCAAGAAUGACACUAAAUAGAUUUGGUAAUACUUCUAGUAGUUCAUUAUGGUAUGAAUUGGCUUAUACUGAAGCUAAAGGGAGGAUUAGAAAAGGUGAUAGGACUUGGCAAAUUGCAUUUGGUUCUGGAUUUAAAUGUAACAGUGCUGUGUGGCGUGCAUUGAGGACCGUUGAUCCAGCUAAGGAGAAAAAUCCAUGGAUGGAUGAGAUUCAUGAGUUUCCUGUUCAUGUGCCUAAAGUGGCAACCAUUGGUUCAUCAAGUUAGGAAGAAAUUUGUUUAAGGAAUUUAAUUAAUUCCACAUUUAAUCUUUAGGAAAGAGUGUGCAAAAAUACAAGAUUAAUUACUUUCAGCAGAUAUGUUUGAUAGUUUAGCAGCUUGUUCUAUAGUGUGUUGAAGUUGAAACAGUCAUAAUUAUUGUCCAUUUGAACAUUUGUUACAUGAUUUUUUGUUGCCUUCAUAAAAUGUGUACUAUGAAAUUGACAUUUCAAUGAUAUCUUAAAUUCAUUUAAA
Messenger RNA from Medicago truncatula (barrel medic), 2002 nucleotides. RefSeq names its product 3-ketoacyl-CoA synthase 11. The record is from RefSeq and is a predicted model, not a curated record. The transcript has 2 exons. Bases 206 to 1756 code for a protein of 516 amino acids. Gene Ontology annotation, molecular function: acyltransferase activity, transferring groups other than amino-acyl groups. NCBI's taxonomy places the organism in Eukaryota, Viridiplantae, Streptophyta, Magnoliopsida, Fabales, Fabaceae. Gene Ontology annotation, cellular component: membrane. Gene Ontology annotation, biological process: fatty acid biosynthetic process.